CUGUGCUCUCCUCGGCUCUCUUCAUUCCUUCAUUCUUUGCCCUUUGCACAUCUCCUUGGUGCAUACAUAGAUAUAGUACUAAUGAAGCCUAUUGCAACCGGACUUUUGGUCCUUAACUUCUGCAUGUACGUCGUCGUCGCGGCGAUCGGAGGUUGGGCCCUCAAUAGAGCAAUCGACCAUGGCUUCAUCAUUGGUCCAGACCUAGUCCUUCCAGCGCAUUUUUCACCCAUCUACUUUCCGAUGGGGAACACGGCCACCGGAUUCUUUGUGGUGUUUGCCUUGAUUGCCUCAGUUGUAGGUGGUGCAUCAGCCAUAGCCGGUGUCCACCACAUUCGGACUUGGGAUGCCGAAAGCUUACCUUCCGCAGCAUCAAUCGCCUUUGUUGCUUGGACUCUUACUCUACUUGCCAUGGGCUUGGCUUGUAAAGAGAUUGAGAAACACAUCAGGAAUGCUCGCUUAAGAACAAUGGAAGCAUUCUUAAUUAUCCUUUCAGCGACACAGCUUUUCUAUAUUAUUGCUAUUCAUGGAGCCUCGUCUAUCAGGAGGAGGAAUUGAGAGUUGAUUUGUGUGGAACAUGAGGUGUUUGGAGUCUCAUUAUUUUUUAUUAUUUAUUUUCCCGGGUUGUAUCAUCUUCCUGUUCAUGAUUUACAUGAUGAACAGCAUUGUAUUCGCAGAUUGGUUGGGUGGUGGUGUGGUGUGAAAUUAUGUUCCCUCUCACUUACACUGAAAAGUACUGCAAUUUACUGUGUUUCUAAUUUCAUAAUAUUGCAUAUUCACUGAGACCCAGGAGUAAUACUCAAAUUCCAGUAAAAUUUAUUCCAACUAGCUGUUGGUUGAGCUA
Messenger RNA from Macadamia integrifolia, 841 nucleotides. Its product is annotated as membrane protein PM19L-like. The coding region runs from base 82 to 555 and encodes 157 amino acids. The record is from RefSeq and is a predicted model, not a curated record. NCBI's taxonomy places the organism in Eukaryota, Viridiplantae, Streptophyta, Magnoliopsida, Proteales, Proteaceae. The transcript is spliced from 4 exons.